AUGCUGCCCUGGAGGCGUAACAAAUUCGUGCUGGUGGAGGACGACGCCAAGCGCAAGGCCAAGAGCCUGAGCCCCGGGCUCGCCUACACGUCUCUGCUCUCCAGCUUCCUGCGCUCCUGCCCGGACCUGCUGCCCGACUGGCCGCUGGAGCGCCUGGGCCGCGUGUUCCGCAGCCGGCGCCAGAAAGUGGAGCUCAACAAAGAGGACCCGACCUACACCGUGUGGUACCUGGGCAACGCCGUCACCCUGCACGCCAAGGGCGACGGCUGCACCGAGGACGCCGUGGGCAAGAUCUGGGCGCGCUGCGGGCCGGGCGGGGGCACCAAGAUGAAGCUGACGCUGGGGCCGCACGGCCUCCGCAUGCAGCCGUGCGAGCGCAGCAGCCCGGGGGGCCCCGGGGGCCGCCGGCCGGCGCACGCCUACCUGCUGCCGCGCAUCACCUACUGCGCGGCGGACGCGCGCCACCCGCGCGUCUUCGCCUGGGUCUACCGCCACCAGGCGCGCCACAAGGCGGUGGUGCUGCGCUGCCACGCCGUGCUUCUGGCGCGGGCGCAUAAGGCGCGCGCCCUGGCCCGCCUGCUCCGGCAGGCCGCGCUGGCGGCCUUUAGCGACUUCAAGCGCCUGCAGCGCCAGAACGACGCGCGCCACGUGCGCCAGCAGCACCUCCGCGCCGGGGGCGCCCCCGCCGCCUCGCUGCCCCGCGCCCCGCUGCGCCGGCUCCUCAACGCCAAGUGCGCCUACCGGCCGCCCCCCGCCGCCGAGCGCGGCCGCGGGGCGCCGCGCCUCAGCAGCAUCCAGGAGGAGGAUGAGGACCAGGACGAGGACGCGGGGCCGCGCGAGCGGCCGGAGGUGCUCAGCCUGGCCCGCGAGCUGAGGACGUGCAGCCUGCGGGCCGCCCCGGCGCCUCCGCCGCCCUCGCAGCCCCGCCGCUGGAAGGCCGGCCCCCGGGAGCGAGCGGGCCAGGCGCGCUGA
This is a messenger RNA of Rangifer tarandus platyrhynchus (Svalbard reindeer), 972 nucleotides long. NCBI's taxonomy places the organism in Eukaryota, Metazoa, Chordata, Mammalia, Artiodactyla, Cervidae. The record is from the annotation of a GenBank genome assembly.